UUCCUAACAAAUCAGGACCAUGGAUGUCGCGGGAAGACUUGUGGACUGGGAUGUUUCGUCUCAUUUUUCGCCCUUGUCACACAGUGUCCGCGUUCUGGAAACAAUGAACAAACACAGGAAAGAUUGCCUUAAGCUGUGUGAUGUCGUUCUUAAAAUUGGAGACGAACAUAUUCCAACUCACAGGGCGGUAUUGGCAGCCUGCAGUUCGUACUUCUACGCCAUGUUUACGAGCGAUCUGGUUGAGAGCCGACAAAAAGUUAUUACCAUGAAAGACAUAGACGCCUCUGUGAUCCAAAUGUUAGUGGAUUUUGCUUACACGGGAAAACUUGAUGUCAAUGUUGAAAAUGUACAAACCAUAUUGUCAACGGCAUCGUUGGUGCAAUUUCACGAAGUGCGAGAUUUAUGCUGUCAAUUUUUGGAAACACAGUUGGAUCCUUCGAACUGCUUGGGAAUCAGGAAAUUUACGGAAACUCAUGGCUGUACUAAUUUCCUGGAAGUUGUGGACAAUUUUGUGUUGGAAAACUUUCGGGAUGUUAUGAAAUCAGAGGAAUAUGCUUUGCUACCGAGUGAGUUAUUGGUGAAAGUGGUCUCAAGCGAUGACUUGAACAUAAUUGCUGAAGAGGAAGUGUAUGAAGCUGUUAUGUCUUGGGUAAAGCAUGACCUAAACAAUCGCGUGAAACAACUCCCUCAUUUGAUAGAGUUCGUUCGAAUGCCUUUGAUUUCAAAACAUUACCUCCUGGACCGAAUUGAUGCAGACAACUUGAUACGCUCCAAUUUGAAAUGUAGAGAUUUAUUGGAUGAAGCGAAGAAGUAUCAUCUGAUACCUGAGCAGCGAGGACUGUUUCGCACAGAUCGUAUGAAACCCAGAAAAUCUAUGAUGGGAACAUUAUAUGCGGUUGGAGGAAAAGAAGCCGGGGAAACUAUUUCAAAUACAGUGGAGUGCUACAGGUAGGUUACCGACUUCCUUUUAGUCAUUGAUUGAUGGCACUCAUCUGAAGUUAAAGUUUAACUCAAGUUCAACAGCGUCUGUAUAUACAGCCGCUGUAUAUUUUAGUUUUUCUUUUUUCUUUUUUUGUUUUUUAUUGUAAAAAUAUUAACUUCCAACUCGAGCAAAGCCGAAUAUCUGAAACAUUUAUUUAUCAAAACAGGCUGGAACAGUCAGGAUUAAAGGUUCUUUCUCUUUUAAAACCAGAUCUUUAUUGUUUGGAACAAUGUCUUUGUUAGGAUAAAAUUUUGGCAUUCUUCAAGAGGAGAUAAUUUUCUAGCCAAGUAAAAUUUACACCUUGAGAGAGGUGUGAUCAAAAUCACCCUGGCAUGUCUGAAGGAUGUAAAUGAAAAAAAAAUUUUUCCCUCUUCUUUUUAUUGGCCAACAGGUUCAUAUACUGGUUCUCUUCUUAAGAUCGUUAAAUUGUAAAUAGUUCUCUUACUGCAAUGUGCAGAUAAAUUAAAGCUUCUACUCAAAUAUGGGAAGUGCAUUGUUAAAGCUGUAUGCAUGCAUGGUUGAUUAGCGGACAAUAUUUGUGUCAUUUCUUUCCCUUAUUACCAGUUUACAAACAAACAUUUGGCAGCAAGCCCCACCACUUAAUGUCCCAAGGCAACAACUUGGUACUGGAAGUUUAGGAGGCUUCCUGUAUGCUGUUGGUGGUUCAGAUGGGUAUUCGCGUUUGAGCACAGUGGAACGCUUUUCAUUAGAGACAAACCAGUGGAUGUAUGUCAAGGCACUUAAUACUAGUCGCUCUGGUGUUGGAGUUGGUGUUCUUGGUGAAGCAAUGUAUGCAAUGGGUGGUUAUGAUGGGCGAUCAUGUUUAAAAACAGUUGAAAGAUAUGACCCACUGGUUGAUAUCUGGAGUUUUGUUGCACCUACAAAUAUUACCCGCAGCUUCCCUGGUAUGUAACAGAUUCCUUCACAGUUCCUUUUAUUGCAAUGGUUGUUUGUGAUCAUCCAGAAAGGGUGAAAAUUUCAUAUUAAUUAUCCAUUCAAGUGUAAUUUAAUGACUAUUUGGCUGAUUUAGUGUCAAGAUGCAAAAUAUUGAACUUUUUGAUAUAGUAUCGAGAUUGUCAAGUGUAUACAAGAUAGACCAUUGUUGCUAUGGAUAAUAAGAGUUCUUGUUCAAACAGGAGUGGCACAGCUUGGAGACCGCAUCUUUGUGAUUGGUGGUAACGAUGGAGUCUCAUUCCUCAACUCAAUUGAAUGCUAUGAUCCUCAUACAAACAGAUGGACUCUUCUACCCCCCAUGAGUCGGCCCAGGGCUGGGAUUGGAGCUGCAGCUUUAGAUGGUUACAUCUAUGCUAUUGGUGGUUUUGAUGGUGCAUCAAGGCUUGAUAUAGUUGAGAUGUUUGAACCCCGUAAGAAUGCAUGGAUAGAAGUUGCUCCUCUCAAUUCAUGUCGUGAUGGUGUUUGUGUAAUGACCUAUGGUUGCUGGGUUUAUGCCGUUGGAGGUAUUGAUGGUCCAUCAUAUCUUAACACAGUGGAGGCCUAUGAUCCAAGAAAUGACCAAUGGGAAGAUGUAGUUCCUAUGACAAGAUGUCGGGCUGCAGCAGGGGUUGCAGUUUUACACAGCCCUGUUUAAUAUAUAAGUGAUGGAAUAUAAUCUUUGUGGAAUGGUUUGGGUUUAGGGGAAUUUUAGGUAGUUAUGUCGAAUGUUGACACACAGAAGAAUUCUUUCAACCUCAAGUGUUUGGAUGAGACCAUUAAAACACAGGAAAAGUCCCCUGUUGCUUUUAGCAAAUAUUUCUCAGAAUGAAGUCAAAACUAAAACUUCACAAACAUGCUUACUGACUUAUAUCUGAACACAUCAAUUAACAAAAAGAGAGAAUGGGGUAUCUGUCAUUUUGUAAAAUUUCAUCUUUGUUAAAUAUGAACCCUUAGUAAAAGAUAUUUGCUUUAAUAAUAUAUUAAAUAGGAAAAUUCUUUCAUCACGUAUGUCUAUUUGUAAAAGUUUAAUAUGUUGUUUCUUUCUUUUGGUAGUCAGUUAAAUUGUAUUUCUUGAGUAAAAUCCAAGCUUAAUCCUUUGUAAUGUGGUGUCAUUACUUAGUUGUAGACAUAAGCUUUUCCUGCUAAGACACGCUCAGUUGCUGCACCACCAUGUUGCAUCUUUUUGAUAACCAAUGUCACCUAACUAACAGAAGCAAAUAGCACUGCCUUUCAUUUUUAAGUUUGCAUGGCAACAAAAUUUGUCGUACAAAAUGAUUGUAGUUGGUUGUUUUUGCUAGUAAGAAUUCAAGGGUUGGGUUCAUCAUCCCUGUUUAUUGCAGUUCCUUGAAAUACUCGAGUCUGAUUGUCACAAAAAUUUUAAUCAUUUUUAUGUUUGAUAUAUUUUUGCAGAUCAAUUCCAAUCUGGCAUACAAUGUAGUAUGUUUGUAUUUGCACUUAAUGAAAUUUUUCUGACCCUAAUUCCAGUUUGGACACCAGUGUCCACCUUUUAAAAAUUGUUUAUCUA
Pocillopora meandrina is the source of this 3440-nucleotide messenger RNA. The record is from the annotation of a GenBank genome assembly. Lineage: Eukaryota; Metazoa; Cnidaria; Anthozoa; Scleractinia; Pocilloporidae.